Molecule: messenger RNA, 462 nt
Organism: Calypte anna (Anna's hummingbird)
Lineage: Eukaryota; Metazoa; Chordata; Aves; Apodiformes; Trochilidae
Gene: BOLA3
Product: bolA family member 3
Exons: 5
Coding region: 54-404 (116 amino acids)
Source: RefSeq, a predicted model, not a curated record
CUGUGAUUGGCUGAUCGCUGAGCGACAUCUGCGCGCCAAGGCAACCGCCCGCCAUGUCGGGUCAGUGCUGUUUGCUGUCGGUCUCCACAGCACGGAGCGGUGGAGCUGCCCUCCCCCAGCUCGCUCUGCUCCUGCGCCGGGGGCCCUGGCGGAGCUUCAGCUCACAGUCUGAUGGAGAGGCUCGAGUCACCCGAGUCCUGCGGGAGAAGUUCCCCCGUGCCUCCUCCAUCAGGGUCGUGGACAUUUCAGGUGGCUGUGGGGCUAUGUAUGAGAUUCACAUAGAGUCAGAGGAGUUCAGAGAGAAGAGAACAGUGCAGCAGCACCAGAUGGUCAAUCAGGCUCUGAGUGAGGAGAUCAAGAGCAUGCACGGGCUGCGGAUCUUCACCUCCACCCCCAAGCCCUGAUGGUGUUUGUGCACUCACCAGCCACUCAAUAAAGCUGCUCCUCUAGUGCUCCACUCAA